AUGGCGUCGCUCACCUGCAGCCGCGCCCUUGUGGAGAUUGCCGAGGACGAGCCGGAGGAUGUGGCCGUGCGCAGGUACAUGAAGGCCGUGAUGCAGUCGGGCGUGAUCAACAAGCUGCGCGCCCUGAGGCGCAAGGAGACCAAGAUCGAGACCUACAAGCGCAAGCUGCAGGAGCGUGCCCAGGCCCGCAGGCUGGGCAUCCAGGAGCCGACCUGGGACGAGUUCUACGGCGAGAACUCGCUCUUCGACAGCGGCGCCGCGCCCUUCGAUGACUUCUUCAAGAGCCCCGAUGAGGACUUUGAUGUGUUCGACAACGGCAGCCUGCCCAUCCUGGAGUCCCUGGAGUACCAGUCCUACGAGGGCAACACCUGGGGCUACCAGGGCGGCUACCAGCCCACCGGCGCGUACAACCAGCAGCAGCAGCAGCAGCAGCAGCAGCCCGCCGCCGGCAACUGGGCGGGGGCGCCGCAGCAGGGCGACACCUUUGACCUGAACGCCUACCAGGCGCAGCAGCAGGGCGGGUACGUCGAUGAGCAGCAGCAGCAGCAGCCCAACGGCUACCAGUACUAG
Messenger RNA from Monoraphidium neglectum, 570 nucleotides. Its product is annotated as plastid ribosomal protein S21. The transcript has 5 exons. Bases 1 to 570 code for a protein of 189 amino acids. Lineage: Eukaryota; Viridiplantae; Chlorophyta; Chlorophyceae; Sphaeropleales; Selenastraceae. The record is from RefSeq and is a predicted model, not a curated record.